AUGAAACCAGAUGUUUUUGAACAGAUAAUUAAGGCAAAACCCAUUCAGUUGACAUGUAAGGCAGUAUUGUAUUAAAAUGUUGUUGUUUUAGGGAAAGGAAACCGAAAUUGUUUUGUUUUACAUGAAAAAAGUGUGUACAAUGCUCUGGGGAAUGGUUCUGUCAGUUGGAAGCGGUAAGAUGUUAUCUGUUUUGGUGCGUAUAUUAACUGUAGAUCUAUACAGUAAGAUUUGGGAAGUAUAUUUUGUGUUGUUUACAGUGAAGACGAGAAGAAGUCUCCGUACCCCCUGCCAACUCGAUUCCAGCUGAUAUUCCUUCCAUUUGACUCUCAUUUUGUGAUUGACGAUGGUUCCUCGGCGACAUUGGAUCAAGUUGCUUUCAUCCAUUUCUACUUUUUGUUUGUUUCGGUAAGAGAAAUGUUGUUGAUAUUGUUUUUGAGUUUAGAGUGUAGAUGAGUAUCGUCAAGUGCUGCCUGAGUUUGCGGAAUGGUUUAGUCAAGUCAGGAACAGUAACUUCAUUAUAGUUUUUGAUUCAACUCGGGCUAAAGAGAACAAAUCUAGAGGUCACAUUAUGGAAAAACUGAAGAAUGAUGUUCAGAACCAUCUAAACAAGUACGUAUACAAUAAGACAUUUAUUAACAAUUUCUCUAGAAGGUAAAUAGCAAAAUAUAUUUUAUAAUUUUAGGAUCUUUGAGAUAAACAUCAACAAACCUGGCUUUAGUGGAGCUGUCUUAUCAACCUUUACGGCUUCGUUGGACAAGUACUCAAACAAUAUCAAUUCUGCUGUUCUAACAAAGAGAAGUGAGCACGACGAGUCAGGUUUUAGUCUGAUAAGCUUGAUAAACUUGGAAUUUAAUUACUGUGUCUUUUACUGGAGUUUGGGAUUAUUAGAAAGUGCUCUGGAAGCAAUGGAAGAGAUGGUGAAGAUGGUUAAUGCCUUGCUGAACGAAGACUCGGCAGAUGUUUGGUUAUCAAAGAUCCGUUUUCCACUGAACGGCAGUAAAUGUCUGAUUUUGUCAGAAUCUUUACAUCGCAACAACUUGAACGAAUCUGAUUCUUUGUUAUCGAUCAGAGCUUUCUUGUUGGCUCAUCAGUUAUUUGCUUCUAUCUAUGUGUUUGAGGAGCGAAAGCAGAAGAAGCUGGAAGACGUGGCUACUCUGAAUAACCUGAAGAACUACUUUGUCACAUUACUGUCGAGGUACGGUUUGGAAACGAUUGAAGAAGUUAUCAACGAUUGGCGACGAUUAAAGGUAUAUUGUACAUGUUGUAUGUAUUGUGAGCAGGGCUGGUAUAUAAAAAUAUUUUUAAUGGUAUUGAGAGUUCAAAACUUUAUUUUUAUUAUUGAUGUUACAGUUGGCAGACGACAAAUUACUCUUAAACUACAUUACUAUCUUUUGGUUGGAGGAAAUCGUAUCUUUUCUGGAGCUGAUUGGAGAUUACUUGAACUCAGAGAAUGCUGCUAAGUUUAUCAUACAGAUCUAUCAGCUUCUUAUCGAUAGUGUAAGUGAUCUACACUGCUUGUAUUGCUAUAUUAUCUUUUUUUGUCGGUAUUUAUGGGAUUUAUAUAAAAUGACGUUUUAGUGGGAAGACCUUAAUACAAAGAAGUAUAGUAACAAGUACAACAAUUGGUUUGAAAGUAUUCAGAAGCCAGAUGAGUCUUUGACUCCACUUAUUCAUACUCUCAAGUUCUUAAGAGAUGACGAGAUGUUCGUAUGUUACAGAGAAACCUUGAAACGAGGCCUAGAAGCCAUGAAGACUCACGGAUGGAAGGUGUAUUACACUCAGAACAAAUGGAAGCGAGUCAAGUUGUUACAGUAAGCUUUGUUUAUAAUUUUUCGAUUGGUUAUUGUUGUGGCAAAUUAUCAACAAACACUUACAUUAUGUAUUAUAUUCUUUUAUAUCAACACACUUUAUAUCCUUUCAUACUUUAGUGAUAACGGUAAACUGGUUGACUUUCGAGCUGAAUUGUCCGAGUUUUUGGACUGUACUUAUCGAGUUAAAAUGCCCGUAAAAUGGCUUCUGGACGUUUUCAAACAUCUUACUGUAUCUUUUAAGGGUACUGUAGAAAAGGAACCACUGUUGUAAGUUUUUAAUAUUUUUUUACAGUUGGUAUGUAAUGAAGGUAUUUAUCAUGUUAAUAUUAUGGGGUACCAAUACUAUAUUUUCAGCUUGAUACCUAUAGUAUUGUCACAAUUUAUCUACCAACCAACAGAAGACACUUUUAAACGAUUGAAGUCUUUGAAACGGACAGAUUCUAUAGUUUUGUAAGUGUUAUAUGUUGUUAACAGGCUUUUAAUGUUUAUUCAAAAUGUCUUCGUAGUAAGUAAUAAUGGUUUAUUUCAGAAGCAAUUACAAUUGGAGGUAUAACACAGAUUAUCCGUUCAAAGUACGUACUGUGGAUCAGAAUGUGAUCUGCAAGGUCGCAACUACCUUCAAGUUUACUGUGAAGUUGAUCAGUAACUUGCCCAUACCUGUCAAAUGUAAUGUAAAAGCAGUUUUAUGUCCUUUGACUGAAGAACAUACUAUAUCAUCACAUCCAUUGUACAAGAUACGACUUGAUGUAAAUUUUGGUUAUUUUUUAUCUUUAUGUUCGAUACUAUUGUUAUGUGUAAUAUCUUAUUGUAUUACGAUUGUGUAUGCUUUCUGAUGUCGUACGAAAAUGAUAGUAUUUAUAUUGUUGUAGAAUGGAGUUGCCAAAGUUGCAAACGUCCAAAAAGGAAUUACCAAAAGUAAAUGGACAAGUAUUAUUGAGAAAACUAUGAAGACUGAGGGUACGGUGGAAGCGAAGAGAACCAAUGGUACAGUAGUAUCUCCAAGGAUCAAUAUCAUGGAAUUUGAAGCAGAGGUACGUACUCAAUUUGUAAAUCACAUGUCUUACUUAAAGUUUAAACGUAUACUUAUCAUACUUUGUAAAAUACGCAUUGAAGUUUACUGUUUUGUUGCAAUUCUCUCUCUUGGUUAUACCGUAUUGCUGUAAAAUAAUAUUUUUAUGUAGUGUAAAUCACCCGGCUUGUAUACUCUGAACGAAGUGAUUGUACCAGUAACACCAUAUGACAUAUUCUCCAUGAGUUAUCAACACGAAAUGUCAUUAAGUCAUCAUCUAAAGCCAAUGUUAUGCGCAUGCACUUUGGAUCGACCGGUCGUUAAGAUUUGCAACGAUGACAGUAAGUUAAUACCCUACCUUAAUCUUGGCCAAGAUGCGUUUUUAAUAGUUUUAAUGGUGAAAGCAAUCUUAUUAUAACUAUAAGUUGGUUAUGCUACUUACUUAACACUGCUUCUUAUAAUCUGUGAUACUUUAUUAUGUUUGAAAAUAUGACGCUAUAUUUUAGACGUUCUGUUCGCUGGAAUAUCCCAGAAUCUGAAAUUUUACGUUGAAUUUGGUAAAGCUGAUUCAGGAGAAAUGAAUGUCAGCUUAGUCAAAGAAAAAGGUCAACUCGAGUUCUUGGUAAGCUAUCAUUGACAAUUAAUAAUCUUGAGGAGCUUUAUUUUGUUUAAAAAUAUUUUUUUCUUUCUCCUACCCGGUUUACAAUAUUUAUAUUAAACGGGCUUAAACUGUUUAUAUUGAUGAUGAUUUAGAAUUCUGACGGAAAAUGGGCCAAAGACUUAAAGGUUAAGGUGAAAAGAAGCUCAGAGAAGGAAGGCAGUACCGUGGUGACCGUUGGUUGUUGUGCAAAAAUCGACCGUAUGAACUACUCGGCGGAGGGCAAGUGUAACAUACUACAUAAGGUAAGAUAUGGACGAAUUUGUUGUACAUUUUGAUGAUCGUACCUAUAUAUGGACAAGCAUGUAUGAAAUAAAUGGAUAUUACAACUCAUCUGUUUCAGAUCAAAGUUGAAUGGAUGGGAAACUCAUUUUUGUUUGAUUUAAGUUUCAAGUCGAUGUUAUCCAUAAGGACGAUGACAUCAAUCCUGAAAGACCGGUAAGAAUGCUAGCUUUUUUAAUAUUGUAUUAGGUGGUCCAAAUAUGAAUGAUCAUAGUUUGUAGAAUAAAAAUGUUUUGUGGCUUUUAAUCAUAACUGUUUAUAGAAUUCUGUUCGAAAUGGAUGUGGAACGUUGUGACCACUUUGACCACCUUCUUAUCGUCCCCAUCUUGGCCAAAAUAGAAAACCCAGAUUCAGAGAAAGAGAACGACAAAGACGUCCCCAAGCUUCUGAAUCCCUCUUUGGACCCGAUUCCAGCCAGUGCCACUUACCGGUUGAUAUGGCAAUUGCCUCCGAACAAAGAAGAUCAAGUCCAUCUGGACUACAGUAUCUCAUUGGGCUACAAAAUAGAGUUGGCCACGGAUUCAGAAGUCAACGAUGAAAUGAUUAAGGUGAUAUCAUCCAGAGAUUACCUGUUCAAUGAUACCAUCGGCUUCACAGCUCCGAAUGUAGAGUUCGAAGUUUGUACGAGGAUUCUGACGGAACGUCCACAGACCGUGAUCUGCCGUUCCGAUCAUCCCUGUGAUCUGGCUGUGACCCUCAGGGCUUUGACCGAUAACACCCAAACUGUCAUAAUAUCAAUAGAAGCCGAUCCGAAUCACUGGGCUUUGAAUGAGAGAUUUAAAGGUAAUACCUAUGAUAUGUUACUUUGAUUUUUUAAAAUUUUAAACUUGUUCUUGCAAAAAUCACAUGCUGUCUUUUCUUUGACAUUCUCUUUUGUAAUUCAAAUGAGUUAUAUAAAUGGGAAUUGCAAUAUGAAGAUUUAAAAGUCUUAAAUGCACUUUUAUAGUUGUACCAAUGAAAGGAAGCGGACUAGGUCAAUGUUCUUUCCAAAUUACUCCAAAAGCUACUGGAUUCUUACCGUAUCCCGCUGUCUUCGUUCAUAGGUGCAAUGGUACUCAGAGUUUGGUGGUAAGCUUUAGUUAUCAUUUUCUUUAUUGACUUUGUGGAAUUAUUUUGCGAGUUAUAUAGUUAUAGUAGUAGCUGUAUAACAUAUUCCGUAUAUUCAGGAAAGAGACCCGAACACAGUACAUACGAUGUUGUUCGGUGAGCGUGUAACCCACUUCAACAGAAGCGAAGCCAAACAGAUUCAUGUCCUGAACGGCUUCGCGAGUACAGAUGACUCGAGCUCGGCCAAGUCUACUUCAAGUACUGGUACUAAACGGUCCCUCAGGUCACAAGCGAAGGAGAGGCUCAAGAUGUUAUUUGAAUAG
Messenger RNA from Bursaphelenchus okinawaensis, 5130 nucleotides. The record is from the annotation of a GenBank genome assembly. Lineage: Eukaryota; Metazoa; Nematoda; Chromadorea; Rhabditida; Aphelenchoididae.